This is a messenger RNA of Kickxella alabastrina, 1026 nucleotides long. RefSeq lists its product as uncharacterized. The coding region runs from base 1 to 1026 and encodes 341 amino acids. The record is from RefSeq and is a predicted model, not a curated record. The transcript is spliced from 2 exons. Lineage: Eukaryota; Fungi; Kickxellomycota; Kickxellomycetes; Kickxellales; Kickxellaceae.
AUGGACAGCGCACAACACGCAAAGCCGCAAAUGCUAACCUCGCAGGUGCAGCAAGGCAUGCGCACACUUUCCUGCAACUCGCUUGCACUCAUUUCAAUUAUCGCAACCUUAGCCCAUCUCCUGAAUCCAGCAGCUGCCGCCGCACUGGCCCCGCUGCAUCCGGUAUCUGGAUUGCUCACGCAGUUUCAGGGCAGGGCCGCUCAAGACCUUCUGCAAACCCCGUCUGCCGAACAAGCCGCGGCGAUGUCAGAUAUUGGAUCAGACAUGGACAUGCCUUCGCUGGUAGCCACCCCCUAUGUCCGCGAUGUAGCUGGCAUACUUCCAAACUCUCACAUACGACUGACAUCUGCCGACACCCUGAGCGAUACCAAGAUUUUUGUGCUGCUGGCUGCCAUUGUAUUCAUUUUUCUGAUUGCUCUGGGAGUAGCCAUGGCUCGUGUUUCACGAAACCGCAACCAAAGACACACCGAGCAUAUUCGACAGCAGAUUGUGACGGCGCACAGACCACCAGAAACCCUGAACAGAACGAUACUCGAUUUGCUCCCUGUAUAUGAGGUCACAGAGAAAAAGCAGCUGCGGAAAAUCAGUGCAUUCUGCUCGCCGAGGGUUGCAUUCAACGAGUGCUUUGCUGACGACGCUUCAGAUUACAGCAGCGACGACGACAUCCCUAUCGGUAUGAGGUACAAUCCAAGAAUCCCAAUGCAAAAAUUCAGCCCCGGGAUAUCAGAGCCGCUCUCGGGUGGAUACGGCUCGGAGUCGGCAAACAACAUGCAGUACACGGCCGCUGCUGCCAGCCAUUACUACCGGAGUUCCUUCCCUAAUUCGCAUUUUGCUGAUGGUAACUGUGAUGCAGAUGGCGACGUUGAAAUGACCGAGUGGGCGACCAGUGGCGCCCCCAAAAUGCCCGGGAAGUGGCCUAUGCCGCGGAUCAUGCACAUGUCACCCUCUUCGAUUGAGCCACCGCCUUCUGUGGCACGCAGCUGGUUCAAGCACUCCACUGGCACCAACCUCUACAAGGCAUUCUAG